AUGGCACCUGAGCAUUCGAUAUCUGAGAAAAUGUGUGAAUACGAGGGAGCAACGAAUCGAAAAGAUCUCGCUCCAGCACUGAAAUUACCAGAAAAUGACAAUAAGAAAUGCUACAUUAAAAUAAUUCUGCCAUCUCAAAGUGAUGAUAGUAUAGCAGAAACCGCCACAGAACCAGAAAUUAACCACCAAGUUCAUUUUCCUAAACUUGAACCACCACAAUGUUCUGUAACACCACGAUCUGAGUCAGUUUCACCAACGCCACAUCCGAACACCCCUGUUCCUGACGAACAUGACAUUGCUGGUCCAGUUCUUGUUUCUGGUGUCGGAGAUUCAAUCGCUACCAGAAAACAUCCAGUAGAAGUCCAAGAACAGUCGCGCCACGAGAAAAAGACUUUAGUUGAUCCUAAAGGCGAACUCGCAAUAUAUAACCGAACAGAUAUUGCAAAGCAUUAUCCUAUUCGAAGUCUACAAACCCCGAAAAAAACAUUACUUUUAGAACGACCCAAGAAUAGCAACUUCGCAGGAAGUUUUGUAGAUAUUGGUGGCUGGCAAGAUGAGCUGAAAAAGACAAAUUCUGUAACAGCGGAAGACAUUUUGAAGAAACGAUCCAAGACAUAUCCAUCUUUGCAUAGCAAAUCCCUGUGUAAGGCCUCCAAAUUUAGAUUUGAGCACCAUGAAGAUUUGACGAGAUAUAUUAGAGAUUAUAGAUAUACGCAGACUGUCGGGAAAAUGGGUAGAAGAUUGUGGGAUGGAUCUCAUCAGAAUCUGCACCAUCAUAAUGGAUCCCAGCGAUCUCUAGGAGUUCCUGGUUUUCGAGUAAAGACUACGGAUCCAGUAGCUCGUACCUUCUUACCAAAUACACCCAGAAUAGCUACUGAUGUGAACCUUCAUGGUGGUUGUAUUCUUUGUGAACAGGAAAAGUUCAGACUUCGGAACAGUUUUCCCAAAAGAGUGUUUUUAAGUUGGUCUCAAUACAUGACUCUAUGCAAAUCAAAUACGUUUAUGAUGUCUCAGGCGAGCACUGGAGUGACUGAACUGCCACCACGCGAAACGCCAACCACCCCGUAUCCCACACCACGUUCAGUAUCAGCAUAUUCACCAACUCGACCAAUACGACUCCUAAACCAACGCGAAAAGGCUUCGGACCUGAACUUUAAAUAUCAGAGCCUCAGCGAAAGGAAACCAAGACAGAUUGUCCAAAGGAGAUCCAUGCCUGAACAGAACUCUAUUGUUGAUAAAACAUUGUUAGUGUACAGAUUGAGUGAGAAGAUGAGACAAUCCACAAGUCUGUCAAAAUUAGAUCAAAUUGAUGCAUCUGGAAACUAA
Molecule: messenger RNA, 1326 nt
Organism: Lottia gigantea (owl limpet)
Lineage: Eukaryota; Metazoa; Mollusca; Gastropoda; Lottiidae
Exons: 2
Coding region: 1-1326 (441 amino acids)
Source: RefSeq, a predicted model, not a curated record